This is a messenger RNA of Chelonia mydas (Green sea turtle), 10759 nucleotides long. RefSeq names its product Kruppel like factor 16 (gene KLF16). NCBI's taxonomy places the organism in Eukaryota, Metazoa, Chordata, Testudines, Cheloniidae. The transcript has 2 exons. Gene Ontology annotation, molecular function: DNA-binding transcription factor activity, RNA polymerase II-specific; RNA polymerase II cis-regulatory region sequence-specific DNA binding. Bases 269 to 979 code for a protein of 236 amino acids. The record is from RefSeq and is a predicted model, not a curated record. Gene Ontology annotation, biological process: regulation of transcription by RNA polymerase II.
GCCCACGCCCUGGGGCGGGCGGUGCGGUGCGUGCGCUCCCGGCGGGGCGGGGAAGGAUGUCCCCGUCUCUCUCCGUGCGCCAGGGCGCGGCGCAGCCACUCGGUGCGCUCGGAGGCGGAGCAGGGGCCACCCGAGCCUUAGCAGCCGCCGCUUUCUCGGCCGCCUGGAGACACAAAGGCUGCGGAUCUCUCCCCGGAGCCGGGCGAGGCGAGUGGAGCAGCUCCGGGCCCCCCCUGUUCAGUCCCGCCGGGGCCCCCCUUGGAGAGCCAUGUCCUGCCUGGAUUACCUAGCUGCCGAGUGCCUGGUGUCCAUCUCCAGCGGGGCUCUGAUCCACCCCGCCGCCGCCUCCAGCCUCCCCAGCCCCGAUCCCGCUAGCAGCGAGGACCGGGAGGUGCGGGACACGCUCCGGGGCGCAGCCCAGGCGGCGGCCGGCUGCAGGGCGCGCCCCGGUUCGGCGCACUCGGAGAGCAGCAACUCGUCCUCGUCGGCCGGAGGGGGGGACCUGGAGAGCGGCUACACCACCCUGUCCGACGGGGGCGGCGGACCCCAGCGCGCCCCGCUGCCCGGCCACAGCCCCAGCCUCUCCUCCCCGGGCAAGCGGCACCGCUGUCACUUCCAGGGCUGCUGCAAAGUUUAUGGCAAAUCGUCCCACCUGAAGGCGCAUCUGAGGACGCACACAGGUGAGAGGCCGUUCCCGUGCACCUGGCCCUACUGCUCCAAGAAGUUUGCGCGCUCGGACGAGCUGGCCCGGCACUACCGCACCCACACCGGGGAGAAGAAGUUCGCCUGCCCGCUCUGCGAGAAACGUUUCAUGCGCAGCGACCACCUCACCAAGCAUGCCCGCCGCCACCCCGCCUUCCACCCCUCCAUGGUCAAGCGGCAGGGCUGCCCCAGCGUCUCCCCCAGCGGCUCAGCGCCCGGCAGCCUGGCGGGGAGCCCUGUCGCCAGCCCUGCCCCCAGCCCGGCCAAGUUCCUGUAGGGGCUGGCGCUGCUCCGAGCGGGGAGCAAGUGGCACGGACCCCAAAAGGUGCCGCCUGGCCCAGGCCAGCCCAGGAAGCCGCUGAGAGGGCCCGGUGCCAAGGCUGCCCUUGGAUCUGUCGGGGGAGUGAACCGUCCGCUCCUCCCUGACGGGGUCUUGCUUACGGGGCCCUUCCUCUCCGUGUUCUGGGUGUCUUCGAGCAGCAGCCUCUCCCCACCUGGCUUCGUGGUGACGUCCAGCGUCCCCCACCCCCGGCCUGCAUGGCACACCGGUCGGGCGUCCAGUCCCGCGGGCUGUGCUGCGCCCCCUUGACGGCUGUGGAAGGGGCUGGGGGGGGGAUGGCCACGACCUCGCCCCUCCCCGGGGCAGACUCCUGCAUGGUGGUGGGACGUGGCACCUCUCUGGGAACCCCUGGCUACCACCGUGCCAGACUCUACUGGCUUGACUUGUUACGCCCUGGAGAUGCUGAGGGGCAAAUCAGGGCCCUUGCCGCCUCUCUGCAAUGACACUUCCCCAGCAGGGGGCACCCUCGGGAUGGUUCCAGCUUACACCUUGGGGGCCCCUUGACAAAGGCAGCUUAAACCAGGCCAGUUCUGCCUCCCGUCCCCAGAGGCCGUGACUGCUUCACUCUUGGGACAGAAGGCUGCUCAGGGAGGAGACGGCCAGUGGCCGAAGUCCCCUGCGUCUCCCACUUCCCCUCCCCUUCUGGAAACCAGGACCUGCUCCCCUGAAAUUCUCCCCUCUGCUUCUGCGGGAAGCCCAACCUAUCUAUAUAUAUAUCUAUAUAUAGAUAUCUCCCUCCCCCUCUCCCAGAGGGGAAUUCUGAAUAUUUAUUUAUACGGACUGAUGCCCCCCAGCUGCAACCUUCUGAGGCCUUUGCAAGCCGUGGGUAUCUGGCCAGUGGACACAGACUGAGUGACUGGCACUGGGUGGGUCAUGUACCUUUCGAGUGACGCUCAGUCCAGUCCUUGCCAUGGGGUGGGGCUGGGCUUUUUAGGCAGGAAUCUAUUUAUGGACAGAAUUGGUUUUUAUAGCUGUGGAAUCAGGGGGCGGGGGUAAAGAGGGGGGGUGUGACAGGCGCUUCAGCCAGCCUCUUUGAAGGGGAUGCGGGUUGAGAAUUUGUCUACGCAGCAUAUUGCUGCUGGACCCUGGCCGUGUGCAGCUGUUUUAAGGGGAGCUUGGGCCUGCGUUUAGGUUCUCGGUGAUUUGGGGGUUGCCACAGAUUUUCCGCGCUCCACCGGAGACCUGAAAACUUGUAAUUUAAUUUUUUCCCCAGAGAGUGCUCAGCACUUUAAAGACACAGGGAGCCCCUUUGAGGUGGGUCAGGUGGGGCGCCCCAAAAAAUCAAUCAGUCACUGCUGGAAAUAUAGGGCCAAGUGCCUGGAGACCAUCGAGAGCAGGCCUGUCCCAGAACUGCACUAGGUCAAGUGCAUUGAUCAGAGUGGACUAGUUUCUUGGCCCAACAGCGGUUACAUAGCAGCCUGUCUCAGCCACGUGGGACGCUCCAUUUGACUCUGCCGCAAGUAGCUGCACUGGGGUCACUAAGGGUGUCUACACUCAACCUGCUGCAGCUGCACCGGUGGGAUGCUCGGUGUAGACCCCACCUAGGCCGAGGGGAGGGCUUCUCCCCUUGUUGUUGGCAGUCCACCUUCCCGAGAGGCGGUAGCUAGGUCGACGGAUGAAUUCUCCCAUCGCCCGCGUGCUGACUGCACCAGGGGUUUGGUCGGCUUAGCUACGCCGCUCAGGCGUGGAUUUUUUCACACCCGGCAGAGGCGUAGCUGUGCUGGUGUAAGUUCCCAGUGUAGACCCAGCCCUGAGGUAGGUCGGGGCUGCAGGGUGGGGUGCAGUAAUGCCCCUGGUUGAGUCAGCUACAAGGAUUGAACUUGGGACCUCUGGCUCUAAAACCAGUGAGUUUGUCGCCUGAGCUAAGCGCCCAGCUCUGUUCGUUCCGUCGCAGUAGCGGACUCUGGGGUCUGACCACUAGAGGGGGACAAGGAGCUGCCCCGCGUGAUUUUGUAGACGCGGGUGUUCUGCCUGCACUGGGAAUCGACUGGGCUGGAAGCUCGUGUGCCGCUGGCCAGAAGGUUGAACAUCAGCUAUCCCCACGAAGCCUGCAGCCUUCCAGGGCUUCAGCUUGAGCCCAGGCCGAUUGGCCUUGGUGGAGCGAGUUUGUUGGGUCGCGGGCAGUUCUCGGGGUCCCACUGCCUGGGUAACAAAGCCAUCGGUGUAGCUGGCAUGGCUCUCCCCUCCUGCGUUGGACCAAGGAGGGAACUGGCCCCAGCAAUGCCCACACCGCACCUGUUCUGGGCAUAGGCUGCUCCGCACCCACGCCUCUCUCAAGCAUUACAGUCCAGCCAUGCUUCAGAUCAAGAAGCAAACCCCCUCCCCCCAGUGCUUUCCCUGGGCUCUGUGGAGAGAAUCUCGCCCCCAGGAACGUUUCAGAGACGUGUCUGGGAUGGGUCUGCUGGGAGUUCCUCAAGCUUGGCACGGCUGGGAGUCGGACUCCUUUGCCCCAUCUCCCUAUUCCGCGUGGCCCCUGGGUCCCAGCUCUGCAGGACCAAUCUCCGGUGGCGUUGGACUGUCUCAAGUGGCCCAGGUCGUUGGACUGUCUCGAAGGAGCCAGCAGCUUGCUGGGAUUGGGGCCCGAUCUUGCAGCGGCCAGGAUUCCGGCGCCAGAGCUCGAGGACUGUGCGGAGCUCCUCUGGCUGGACCUUGUCUCUGGCCUCCUGAACUGGGGCUGCCGGGAAGAGACGCCAGCCCAGCUGGAGGACCCUGGUUCUGGGAGCAGCGGCCGCCUCUCGGGGCGGCUCGCCAAAGGCCACCUUUAGAAUACACUGAACCAUACUGCAUUAGCCAGCAUGUCCCUUCUCACGUCAGUGUCCUGCAAGCAUCCUUUCCUGCCCGCGCCCAUCGGGCCGGGCUUUGCAGCUCACAAAUUGACUGGCCUUUUGGGAGCUGCCUGUCUCUCUCUCUCCUGCUUUCGGCUGAUGCUUCAGGGGGGAUCUGUUUCCAGCAAGAACUGUUGAAGGAGCCCAACCUUUCCCACCAGCUGUCUCAUGCAAGGGUGUCGCUGGGUGACUAUUCUAUGGGGCGGUCCCAGGGCCCCUGUGAUGGGGGUAGGGCCGGGGGGGGAGGGAAGUGGCUUAUGAAUGGCUAAGUGGGUGGAGGAGGAGAGGAAAGGAGGGCAGUUGAUGGACCAGUGGGGAGAGGGCAAAAGCAGGUGAUCUAGAAACAACCUUUCAAGAAGGGCUCCAUGGCUGGGGCGUGAAGUGGUUAGUGGCCUGAGCUGGUGCGGGUGAGGCUGGCGUCUCCCCUCCCAAGAUAAGCCUGGCACCGGGUGCAGGGCUGUCACUGGCUCUUUCCUCUGCAGCAGCCAGCGGUGUCCCCAGUUCGUAGCCCUGACCUGGAGCGAUUCUGACCCAGCCCGCCUUAGCCGUCCUGCACCAGUGCAUGCUGGGUUCCCCGAUGUUCCUGUCCUGAGGUGCUUGGCAUCACUGCUGGCGUGGGGGACGGGACUCAGGGGUAGGGGACCCUCGUAGGCAGGGCUGCUUUUGCUUAGUGUUGACGGCACCUGCCAAGGCAGAUGUUGGUGACCCGAGGAAGCAUCGCUGAAGCCUGCGGGCUGCCCUGGUUCCCUGCUGGCCCAUACACAGCCAGUGACCUGCAUGGCCUCAGUUUCCCCAUCGCGGUGAGAGGUGGCCAUAGCACUGAGCAGGGUCACUUGGCCCCCACCGAAGCUAGAUCAGGAAGGGCCCUGCUAUAACCUGGGCAGUGGGUGUGUGGUCCCUUCCAAGGAUAGGGACUGACAGAACGCCGUAUUGUGGGGGAGGAGGGGGUCCAGUGAACUGGGGGUGGGGGGAGGGGCUACACUGCCUCCACCGGCCGAAAUGGUUAUUAAAGGCUGUUUGUGCAGCAUGGGGCCGCCUUGGCAGCCUGGAGAUGCCAGCCCUCCCUUCUCCUCCCCCCCUCCAGCUCCAAAGGGGUCCUCCCCCAGCCUCCAUGCACUUAUUUCCUCCUUAUUUAUUACUGAUUUUUCCCUUUUCCCCCAAGGAGUUGAACUGGAAUGGGUCCUUCUCCUCACCCGGCCCGACGAACGGCUCCUGCUUUGGAGGCAAACGCGUUUCCGAUGGUUUGUCCCCCCGGGUGGGGGGUGGAGAGGCUGCACUGGGACAGCUCUAGAAACGCGGCUUCGCGCCACCUCUUGUAGCUGGCGAGCCCAGCCCGCUGGAUGCUCUGCCCCAGCGGUGGAGAAGCUUCUCUGGCACUCGAGAGUGUUUGUUUUUAUAGGCCCUUUAAGAAUACAAUGCAGUCGCCCCCCCCAGAUGCUGCCGUAGGUUGCCACGAGCAGCGGUGUGUUUGCCCCUCUGGUAAUGUAGGUUCUCUGUAUUCUGCCCUCCGCCCCUGGCAUUUCCUUGGGGGCGAGGAGCUGGUUGGCUUUCAGUGUCUUUAUUGAUCCGGUCCCUUUAUCCCUGUAGGGGUGGGGAAUGGGGCAAACUCCGUUGUCAUGGGGGCAUAAUCUCCUUGCUAUCGCUGUUCCUGGGAGCGUCCCUCGCUAGGGGUCCAUCCCUGAGGUCCUUACUCAUGCAAAGCUUCCAUUAAGGUCUGGGCCCUAGAUCUUCCCUUCCCCCAGCUUUCCUUCCCCUCCGCUAUUUCUCUGCCUAUGCAGUUGGAUUCUGAUCUUGGUUACAUGGGGAGUAAAUCUAGAACGCCCCUGGUUCCAGUGGAGUCACUCUGGAUUUACAGGGGUGUCGGGGAUCCUUCUCCUGGGGGUUCUGCUCUCUUCUCAUACUGCUAAAUGGAAAGGGGGGAUGGGUCCCAGUUAAACUGGAGGGUGGUUCCCAUAUGGAAAAGACCGAGUCCCUUCACCUAGCGUAACCAAGAUCCGUCUCAACCAAGAGCAAUCGAAAGAUGCAGGUUUAUAUCUGGGCUCCCCAGAUUCCAUGCAAAGUGGGUAUUUUUCUGGCUUGUGAUUUUUAAUAAGUGUGGUGAGAUGGUUUCUUUUCUUACAAGAGGGAAUAACUUUAUUCUGUGUGCGUGUGAUAUUUCUACAGAGUCUCUUCUCUAUCAGAGCUGGAGUUAUAUAAAUAGAUCUCUAUACAGUAAAAUCAAAUGCUGCUGCUUUUUUGGGGGGGGGAACCGGGGGAGACCCCUUACUUUUUUAGUGCGACUUUUAUACAGCGGUUUGGAACCAGGACUGACUGGCUGACGAGGAGCCGGCUGGCACGCGUGAGUGGGAGCUCGAGUUCCAUGCUCUCAGGGGGAGCUCCUAUCCUGACGCGCGGCCCCCCCCCCGCAAUCACAGGGGGGAGAGGUCCGAAAUCGGAUCUGCUUGUCCCAGGGGCCCUUGCUAAGCAGAUCUAAUGAGAGGAGGCACCGUUUUAGAUGUGAAACUGACCCCUGAGGCAGAAGAUCAACCAUGUGGCUUAGGCUUAAACAGGACAUAAUUGGUGUCUAGGCCUUCGGAGUAUUCAGUGGCUCGAAGGCGCAGGAUUACUAGAGCCCUGAUACAGCUAGAUCUUCCCCCGGCCCGGUCCACGCUUAAUUUGGAGCUUCCUCUGUUUUCACCCCAUCUGCCAGUUCUGCCUAUUGCAGCGCAUGACUGGUAGCUGAGGUCAAUUCCCAGCUCCGCCGCUGGCUUGCUGUGCGAUCUCCGGCAAGCAGUGUCUCUCUGUGCCUCAGUUUCCCCUCAGUAGACUGGCAGCAGGGUGACACAGAAACCUCAUAGCCCUGGCAUGAGGUUAAGCAAUGUUUCCUGACCUCCUCUGGUGGCAGAGAAGCACCAGGUGGCCUCUUGUGUCCUUGGGCCUGACCUUUCAAAUGCUUCUAGUUACUGUGUGCAGAUGUGGUCGCCCCAUCUCGAAAAAGAUAUAUUGGAAUUGGAAAAGGUUCAGAAAAGGGCAACAAAAAUGAUUAGGGGUAUGGAACGGCUGCCCUAUGAGGAGAGAUUAAUAAGAUUGGGACUUUUCAGCUUGGAAAAGAGGUGACUAAGGGGGGGGAUAUGAUAGAGGUCUAUAAAAUCAUGACUGGUGUGGAGAAAGUAAAUAAGGAAGUGUUAUUUACUCCUUCUCCUCACACAAGAACUAGGAGUCAAUAAAUAGGCAGGAGGUUUAAAACAAAAGGAAGUAUUUUUUCACCGAAUGCACAGUUGACCUGGGGAACUCCUUGCCAGAGGAUGUUGCGAAGGCCAAGACUAUAGCGAUGUUCAAAAAAGAACUAGAUAAGUUCCUUGAGGAUAGGUCCAUCAAUGGCGAUUGGGCAGGGAUGGUGUCCCUAACCCCUGUUUGCCAGAAACUGGGAAUGGGCGACAGGGGAUGGAUCACUUGAUGAUUCCCUGUUCUGUUCAUUCCCUCUGGGGCACCUGGCAUUGGCCACUGUCGGAAGACAGGACACUGGGCUAGAUGGCCAGUCUGGCCGCUCUUAUGUUCUACUGAUGUGAAGGCCAGAAGGAACCACUGGCAUCGUCUGUUCUGAGCUCCUGCAUCGCACAGGCCAGAGACCUGCUCCAAAAUGAUUCCUAGAGCAGAUCCUAUAGAAAAAGAGCCAAUCCUGAUUUUAAAUGGCCAGUGGCAGAGAAGCCACCACGACCCUUGGGGAGUGAUUUGAAUAGUUAAUUACUCUCACCGUUAAAAAUGUGUGCCUUAUUUCCAGUCGGAAUUUCCCUCGCUUCAACUUCCAGUGUUCGACUUUCCACUGCGAGAGUGAAGAGCCCGUUAUUAAAUAUUUGUUCCCUGUGUAGAUACAUACAGACUGUGAUCAGGUCCCCCCUUAGCUUUCCCUUUGUUAAGCUCGACAGAGUCAGGGCUUGGUCACUGUAAGACAGGCUUUCUAAUCUUCCAGUCAGUCUCGUGGCUCUUCUCUGACCCCUCUCCAGUUUAUCAGCAUCCUCCUUGAAGUGUGCACCCCAGGCCUGAAUGCGCUAUUCUAGCAGCGGUCACACCAGUGCCAAAGACUGAGAUAAAAUGACCUCCCGUCUCUAGUUGACUGCAGAAAUGCCAUACAGCUUAUACCCCGCUUCAUACAGCACAGCAGAUCCUGGCCCACUUCCUGAACGCAGGGGUUCUCUGCGUCCCGUCCUAUCCUCUGCCCAAUCUCCUGGCCUGACGCACUGCUUGCUUUCAGGACGUGGCCCUUCCCCGUCUGCCCCGAGCCGCGGGGUGUGGAAGAGGAAGAGCAUUCCAGACCCCCAGGCCACAAAUGAAUGUGUCGUCCCUACCCCGGAACCCGGGGUUAAGUGCUUUGGGAUCCUCAGAUGCAAAGGGCCAUAACGGGGCUGAGUACUAAUGUCGACUGGCCUGGAGGACUGAGGGGUUAGAGUGGCCCAGACCUAAGGGAGCCGUUCCCAUGAGCCGCUCGGCCAACAAGCUAAGCAGCAUUGGCCUGGGGCCAUUUGAGGCCAGCAGAUCUCUAGGGAGUGCCGAUGCAAUGGGCAUUGCAGGCCCGUUAAGGAGAACUAUGCUGCAGGAGGAACCCUCUUUUGGGACAAGACUUAAAGCCCAGGCCUGGCGCCUUGUGCUCAGCAGAGAGCCUGUGGCCCUUCUGAGAAUAGUCCCCUAGCUCUUAUCCUCAUAGAUCUCAAAGCAAGGGGGGUCAGUAUUGUUAUGACCAUUUUAUAGUUGGGGUGGGGGGAAACUGAGGCACAGAGGGGCAGUGACUUGUCCAAGGUCAGAGCUGGGAAUAGAACCCAGGGACCCCACAUUCCUAGUGGCUACUCUCCCCAUUAGAAUGGAUCACGCUGCUUGGCGAGAGUCCGAGGUUUAAUCUUGGCGUCCUGGCUGAAUUCCCACUGGAGUCAUUGCAUUCGGCCUCCUUGAAGCUCCCCAGACAGCACUGUCAGGGAGAGGUAGUUUUCACUUCCCUUCCUAAUCGGCUGCAUAAGGCUGCUGAGCCGCUGCCCCAUUCCUCGGUAGAGGAGGAGGGUGAAGGGAUCCCUGAGCGCAGUUUGCACCCCACUCGCCCAUGCUGCAAAACGACAGGCGCUGUGUCGCUGUGCAAUCAAAGCUCCGGUCAGCAACGGAGCACACGAGGGACGAUGAGCUCGGGGGGGAGAAAUGGAUCCUGUCUGAACGUUUCCUUGGGGAGCAGGAAUAGCUGGGGAGGUCAAGGAGGUUUAAUGUUACGGAAGCCACUUUCCCCAAAGAGAAAUCUCCUUGUUAAUUGGUCUCUUCAUUCUCUGUGUGUUUGUGUUUAUUUAAAGAGCCACAAAGCCAAGGGCGUGCGCGGUGGGGGGCGGAUGCUGGAUCUUAGCAGACAGAGCUUUUGGGGAGUGGUUUAUUGUUGCUAAAUCACUUCCUUGUUAGGAAAGGGUAAGAGUACCUUUCCGCCUCCGUUUCUAGCAACUGAUUAUUUUUAAGACGCACUGGGGGUGCCUCGCCAGCUGCUUCCCCAAACCCUUGGAGACGACCCUGCCACGAGGCUGCGAUCUCUGGCGUCUACGCCCGAGCUAGGGAAGAAUGACCUUGGUUUGGCAAAUUUCAAGCCCACUUGACCAGUGUAGGUUCAGAAGUUCCUCUAACGCUCCACUGUGACUGGCUCUGAGUUUGCUUAGAGGCCGAAAGAAAUCCUCAUGGAAGGGCAAACGUGGCCUUUCUCCUGUUUGUUGAGCCCAGCUUAGGUGGGGUGGCUCAAUCCCUAAUGCGGGAGGCUUUGUGUUUUACACGGGCCUGCCUGUCUUGUCAGAGCUGGCGAGGGAUCGUGGGUUGAAACGAGGUGGGGGAAGAAAUGAAGUCGAAAAGGCUAUCUGUCUGUCACUGAUGGGUCCCCUCCUCUCUCCUUGCUAGGCCAAAUUCACCAGCUAGUAAUAAGGUUGAUGUGGAUGUCCUUCCCGAUCAGUCUGUCCCCCUGUUAAAGGGAAGAAUUGGUGAUGCAUGGCGUGUUCCCCUGCUCCUCCCUGGUGCUAACUGCGUCUGGGUUCCCAUGAUGCCCCCAGCACAGAUCCCAGCCCAUGGCAGCGUGGCUUCAGCUAGGCGUCCUGCUCUCCCGGGCCUGGAGCACUGGCUUGCCUUUUGCACAAGAUGUCUCCUAUUUCUCGGUGUCUCUGGCUGCAGGGGAAGCUGGUGGACACUGAGCUAGGAGCCUCUUCCCUGUGCCGCCAGACCUCCCGCUCCCCACCCAGUGGCCAAUUCUCUUGUCGGCAGGAGCCGCGAGUUCCCUGUUCAGGAUCCAGCUGGGAGCGGGGAGGAUCCCUGCCCCUUCGGAAGGAGAUGGGUUCUCUGCUCGCAAAGGGACGCUGCCAGCAGGAAGCUCGAGAUUUUGUCUAAUACGCAGUUUGUGGGGUCAAACCGUACAGCUUGACUGGCCGUUCUGCUGUUUGAGUGGAGGAGGGGGAGUGGACCCUGGGCCUCCCCCUCCCUGGCAUAGCGGGUGUUGUGUUCCCAUAACACACACCAAUGCAGCUUUUAAACCGAGGCGGCUGCUGUGGGCACAGGCCGGGGAAGAGAAUCGCAGUUGCUGGGAUGGCGGGUGGAACUCGGGCCGGUCCAGCCAAAGCAUUGUAGGAAUGUGUCAGUCACCGGCCUGCCAGUUCUCGGAUGGGAACGAUCCUGGGCGUUGCCAGGACAGUGGAAGCCGGUGUCGCCUUCUCAGGUGGGAGCGGGGUUCUGGGCGGGAGCAGACCUCUUAGGGAACUUCCUUUUGCAAAACGUGGGGUUGGUCAGUCGGUCCCUUUUUUAACCAGGUGUCUGUUCUUCAGUUCGCUGGCCCGGGAGCUGCGCGUGGAAGGAUGGGUUGAAAGCGUUGCACUGUCUUGGUGCUGUAUUUUAAAAUAAAUUUUUUUUAAUUAAA